This is a messenger RNA of Mycosarcoma maydis (corn smut), 3963 nucleotides long. RefSeq lists its product as uncharacterized. Lineage: Eukaryota; Fungi; Basidiomycota; Ustilaginomycetes; Ustilaginales. The record is from RefSeq and is a predicted model, not a curated record. The transcript has a single exon. Bases 1 to 3963 code for a protein of 1320 amino acids.
AUGAUCUCAGCAACUGGCCGUCCUGGCUUCCGACCGCGUCCUCCCUGUCAGUCUCGAUCUUCUCACCCCUCGCCAAACACCACCACUAACGUCAGUACCAAGCAUGACACCGUCCCGCCAUCUCCGCGCUCACCUCUCUCCGAUCUCAGCAACCAUUCUUGUACCAACGCCACUCACGCGACCACCUCUCGCGAUAUGCACGAAUCAGCCUCCGACUUUGCCCAUGCUACCACCACCUCCCAACGCGAACCCAACCUCUUGUAUGAUGCGCAAACGCUUACGCCAUCCUCGAGCGUCGAAGACCUCGAUCAUGCGCGCCUAGGACGCCUCGAGCGACACGAGCUCGAGCAGCUCUUGAUCGAAGCCAGUCGCAAGAUGCGAGAAAGGGAGGCCAAGCUCGUCGUCGCCGCCAACAUCGGCAAAGCUCUACUCGAGAAGAACCUUUCCCUGCGAAGUGGCAUCGAGACCAGCAUCGCCUCCAGCUCUAGCCUCUUCGGCCUCUCGGAUAUCGAGGCCAUGAUCUCCGACUUGGCAGAUCCUACGCUUCCGGAUCCCAUGCUCGCUUUCCAUGGCCCCACCAAUGACACUCCAUCCCCUCCGCUGAGACCCAUCUACUCUCCUCCCACCACCGAUGUCGAUGUCCACUCCCAAGCUCACCGCUCUCCAUCCAGAGCCGCGUCAGACACCACUCCAACAGCUCAUCCCGUAUCUCUCCCUGACUUCCAACCCGACUACUUCAGCAGACCCGCCAACGAUACAACCUCCCCGCCCGCUGCGUCUACAUUUUCCAUCCAAUCUUCCAUCGUUUUUGGCGACAGAGCCAUGUGGGUCCCCAGUGACGCUGGCCUCAUCGCCUCACAGCCUUGCUCCCCCAGCGCAUCCAUCUCGAGCUUUGCCUCUCAUGCCCUCCUCUCAUCUCAGGCAUCUGCAUCACGCAACACCUCCAACAGAGGUUCGGCAACAAGUCGUCACAGAUCACGCCCUUCGCUUUUGCAGCUGCAGGCUCUCGAAGCACAGAAGCAGCUUGCCUCCCUCGGCGAACAGAACGAUGUGCUCCAUCAGCAGAUCUCCGACCUUCAACGCGAAGCCGAGUGUGCGCGCUUCGAAGGAAGCAAGAAGCUCAGCCGACUCAACAAGGAGCUUCGCGGCCUCAAGGCUGAACUAGAGGCCGCUACCCAGCGCAACCUCGAAUUAGAAACCAAUCAUUCUGCCUCGCGAUCAUCUCCCGGAGCCAGGUCAGCCAUGCGAAGACUCGUGCUUCACGAUCGUCAAGUUGCACCGCCGCCACAGACCUUUCCAACGCCCGCUCACCACCAAUCCUCCUUGCUACCCCUUGCGCCUCCUUCAACUUCUACUUCAACCUCACCAGAGCAACCCGAUCCCAAACCGGACCGCUCCGGUCUCAUACCUUCCACAUCCAACCUCGAGGACAUGGUGCGCUGCGCAAACACCACAGCCGGUGAAAGUGCCCUUCUGGCUCAACUCCUUGCCAAGGUCAAGGAACUCGAAGAGACUAACACCGCCAUGGCCAGAGCCGAGGAAGAAUUUGGCAGUAGGAUGGGCCGCGCAAUGCAGGAAGACGAGCGGCUCCGCGACGCAUUCAAUACAGUCGGUCAAGAUCUCGCCGUCGAAUCCGCUGCCCUCGAAUCCUGGUCAAGUCCCGACAAGGUGCAAAAGGAUUCCAACGUUUCCCUGCUCACACCAGCCCAUUCGGUACGCAGUCUGACCUCACUUGCCUCCGCACAUACCUCCAGCCCCUUGUCUUCCUUGUCACCCAGCCAAAAGCGCAGAGCUCCGGGUAAUCGCCAUGUCAUCGAACAUCGCAAGACCGUCCGCAUGGCCUUGCGUCGAGCAAAGAAGGAGCUCGCUGCCAAUAUUUGGGGCCUCGACACUGAUCCAGCCCCUGUCUCUUCAGACAUGUCGCGUUCUUCCACCGAGAAAUCCCUUGGCACCUACUCCAUCGAUCUCAGCGCAAAUAGCAGCGUCUCUUCAUCGCCACGAACCAGGGGCCUCAACAGAAAGUUUUCGUCCACUUCCAUGGCACUUGGCCUUUCAGCUAGGCCUCGGAUCCGCAUCACCCCUUCCAUUGAAGAUCUUGGUCAACGAAGGAAAAUGCACCAAGAGGUCAUCGCUGGGCCAGAGGAAGCAUCCACAUCUCAACCCGGAGAUUGGCAGGACCUAACCACUCCGACGCUGGCCAAUUUCCCUCAAUUCGCCUCAUUGAGCCCUACAGAUGCCAUGAAAGCCUCCCCUGCUCACUUGCAGGUCGGGAUCCGACCCGGCCGAACAAGUCAGAACAGCCCUCGCCGAGAGUUUGACAGAAGCGCCGAAGAGCCCCUUUCCGAGGCUGAGCCAAGGUCGUCGCUAUCGCCUUCCUCGCAAACAUCCUUCAAUCCCACAGCACGUGUUCGCAGAUCCCGAACCAGGUCCUCUUCAUUCAGCUCAAACUUUUAUUUCCCGCGCGCGUCCAGCUCCGUUGAGCAGAGUCCCGACCCAUUCAUGAGCCCUGCUGCGGCUCUGAAUCGACCAGGCUUGCAUCGCAAUCCCUCCUCCGGCUCGUCUCAUCGUGGCAGAACCUUGGGGAGCGAGCUUGGCAGCAUCUUUGGUGGCGACGACCGCAAGCACGAUUUUGACGACGAUCUUCCGCAACGCCGUCGACUUGCCACUACGAUGCUUGCAGAUGCAGCCAACUCUUCCAAGGUACAGUCCCUCGUGCUGCACCGCACUGAAAGCACCACAGCAUUAGAGCUGCGCUCAAAACUUGGCGACGUUGUCGAAUCUGAUCGUCCCACGGCCAACGUUGGUCGGCUAGUCCCGCAGAGUGAUGACGAGCAACAAGACGAUCUAGAAUACGUCUUGACUCAGUCGGUCUGCGAUCAAGUCGAAGAUGUCUUUCUCGAGGAUUCUCCGCUCCGCCCGCGUGACGCUGCGCUGCUCGCUCGCGUCGAGGCUGAGGAAAGCGGAAUGUGGCUGGCCGAUCAGCCCAUCAUCGAAACUGGUGGUUUGCAAGACCAAGACGAGCCUCGAAGCGCCCAGUUUGACCUCAUCAAUGCUGUCAUCCGACAUCAAGCAGUCGCCUGGGCAGAUGAUGAUGAUUAUGGUCGCACUAUCAGCCAGCGCGAGGCUGUCAAGCUCGGUCUGUUGGCACCAAACCCAUCGUCCCGAGAAAACCGCAACAUUCGACUCCUCAAGGGCAAGUCCAAGCACGCUGCCUCCGACCCUGGCAUUAUGCAAGCUCAACAGGCGACUGGCGCCAGGAAGGCGUCAUUUCGACUCGAAAUUGAAUCUUGCGAGCAACUCGAGCGCCGUCUUCGCAUCGAGUCGCUGCUCCGCCGACGAAGGCAAGAGCUGCUGCGGGAGCGCGGGUUUCUCAAUGAAUGGGAGACUGAAGCCGACGUACACAAGCAAGAAGCGGAGUUUGUUGCCACAUAUGCGCCGAGUCCUCAGCGGCUGCAAGAGAGGAGGCUCAAAGCGUUGUCCCCAGGAAAGUCGGAUAUGUGGUCUACCUCACCACAAAGGGCUUCUCUCUCAAAUCGUGAUUCACGUCUAUCCACACAGGAGUGGGUGCGAGAUCUAGCAUCCGUCUCACCGUCAAGGCAAACCGCCGACGGCGACCGAGACGACCAUCAUGACGAUGAAGAGAACUCGAUGAGCCUGGACUGUGUACGUCCUGAAGACACCGAGUUCGAAAUGCUCGACUGUCCAUCUUGGAAGAAGCAAGGCGGACGCGGCACCGACUACUUUCCCACCUCAUUUCGCGCGCGCUACCGUCCCGCCAUGGUCAAGCAGAGAGUUGCCCACGUGUCGCAGGUGACCUAUGGAUGGGUCGAGGAGUGGGUGCAGUUCGCUUUUGUCGUCUUCCUCGCCUUUAUGGUCAUGGUCGAGCAAGGUCCGAAUCGCAACAACCGACGUGAGAUGCAAGCGUCAAAGGCACAACAAUACCUGCUGAAAAAAGCAGAGUGA